This is a messenger RNA of Macaca mulatta (Rhesus monkey), 2649 nucleotides long. Lineage: Eukaryota; Metazoa; Chordata; Mammalia; Primates; Cercopithecidae. The record is from RefSeq and is a predicted model, not a curated record.
UUUCUCCGAGGCCAGCCAGAGCAGGUUUGUUGGCAGCACUACCCCUCCAGCAGUCACGCGACCAGCCAAUCUCCCGGCGGCGCUCGGGGAGGCGGCGCGCUCGGGAACGCGGGGAGGCGGCGGAACCGAGCCGGGGCCACCUUAAGGCCGCGCUCGCCAGCCUCGGCGGGGCGGCUCCCGGCGCCGCAACCAAUGGAUCUCCUCCUCUGUUUAAAUAGACUCGCCGUGUCAAUCAUUUUCUUCCUCGUCAGCCUCCCUUCCACCGCCAUAUUGGGCCACUAAAAAAAGGGGGCUCGUCUUUUCGGGGUGUUUUUCUCCCCCUCCCCUGUCCCCGCUUGCUCACGGUUCCGCGACUCCGACGCCGGCAAGGUUUGGAGAGCGGCUGGGUUUGCGGGACCUGCGGGCUUGUACCCGCCCGGACUCGGACGGGCUUUGCCACCCUCUCCGCUUGCCUGGACCCCUCCCCUCCCCGCCCUCCCGCUCGCCGGUCCAUUUGAUCAGCGGAGAUUCUCGGCGGCCGUGCCGGGGCUUCCCCGCAGCCCCUGCGCGCUCCUAGAGUUCGGGCCGUGGCUUGUCCGGAUCUGUGUCUUUUGGCUCCGAGGCCAGUCGCUGGGCUUCCGAGAGGGGUUCGGGCUGCGUAGGGGCGUUUUGUUUUGUUCGGUUUUGUUUUGUUUUGUUUUUUUGAGAGUGCGAGAGAGGCGGUCGUGCAGACCCGGGAGAAAGAUGUCAAACGUGCGAGUGUCUAACGGGAGCCCUAGCCUAGAGCGGAUGGACGCCAGGCAGGCGGAGCACCCCAAGCCCUCGGCCUGCAGGAACCUCUUCGGCCCGGUGGACCACGAAGAGUUAACCCGGGACUUGGAGAAGCACUGCAGAGACAUGGAAGAGGCGAGCCAGCGCAAGUGGAAUUUCGAUUUUCAGAAUCACAGACCCCUAGAGGGCAAGUACGAGUGGCAAGAGGUGGAGAAGGGCAGCUUGCCUGAGUUCUACUAUAGACCCCCGCGGGCCCCCAAAGGCGCCUGCAAGGUGCCGGCGCAGGAGAGCCAGGAUGUCAGCGGGAGCCGCCCGGCGGCGCCUUUAAUUGGGGCUCCGGCUAACCCUGAGGACACGCAUUUGGUAGACCCAAAGACUGAUCCGUCGGACAGCCAGACGGGGUUAGCGGAGCAGUGCGCAGGAAUAAGGAAGCGACCUGCAACCGACGGUAAUGACCCCUUCCCAACCACGAUUCUUCCACUCAAAACAAAAGAGCCAACAGAACAGAAGAAAAUGUUUCAGACGGUUCCCCAAAUGCCGGUUCUGUGGAGCAGACGCCCAAGAAGCCUGGCCUCAGAAGACGUCAAACGUAAACAGCUAGAAUUAAGAAUAUGUUUCCUUGUUUAUCAGAUACAUCUUGAUCUUGAUGAAGCAAGGAAGAUAUACAUGAAAAUUUUAAAAAUACAUAUCGUUGACUUCAUGGAAUGGACAUCCUGUAUAAGCACUGAAAAGCAACAAUAACACUAAAAUUUUAGGCACUCUUAAAUGAUCUGCCUCUAAAAGCGUUGGAUGUAGCAUUAUGCAAUUAGGUUUUUCCUUAUUUGCUUCAUUGUACUACCUGUGUAUAUAGUUUUACCUUUUAUGUAGCACAUAAACUUUGGGGAAGGGAGGGCAGGGUGGGGCUGAGUAACUGACAUGGAGGGGGAUAUGAAGAGCUUGCUUUGAUUUGCAGCAAGUAGAUAAAUAUUUGACUUUCAUGAAGAGAAGCAAUUUUGGGAAAGGUUUUGAAUUGUUUUCUUUAAAGAUGUAAUGUCCCUUUCAGUGACGGCUGAUACUUCAUUUAAAAAAUCACAAAAAUUUGAACACUGGCUAAAGAUAAUUGCUAUUGUUUAUUCUCAUUUGGGAGAUCUGGUGAUCUCCCAAGUUUGUUAAAUAGCUGCAUAUGGCUUUUUUAAAAAAGCAACAAAAACCUAUCCUCAGUGCCCUCCCCAAUCUCUCUUAAAGUUGGAAUUUACCAGUUAAUCAGCAGAAUGGUAAUCACUCCAGGUAGUUUGGGGCAAAAAUCCGAAGUGCUUGGGAGUUUUCAAUGUUAAGAAUUGACCAUCUGCUUUUAUUAAAUUUGUUGACAAAAUUUCUUCAUUUUCUUUUCACUUUGGGCUGUGUAAACACAGUCCAAAUAAUUCUAAAUCCAUCGAUAUUUUUAAAGAUCUGUAAGUAACUUCACAUUAAAAAAUGAAAUAUUUUUAAUUUAAAGCUUCUUUGUCCAUUUAUCCAAAGGAAGGUGUUAUUUUUAAAGGAAGGUUCAUGUAGAGAAAAGCACACUUGUAGGAUAAGUGAAAUGGAUACUACAUCUUUAAACAGUAUUUCAUUGCCUGUGUAUGGAAAACCUUUUGAAGUGUACCUGUGUACAUAACUCUGUAAAAACACUGAAAAAUUAUACUAACUUAUUUAUGUUAAAAGAUUUUUUUUAAUCUAGACAAUAUACAAGCCAAAGUGGCAUGUUUUGUGCAUUUGUAAAUGCUGUAUUGGGUAGAAUAGGUUUUUCCCCUCUUUUGUUAAAUAAUAUGGCUAUGCUUAAAAGAUUGCAUACUGAGCCAAGUAUAAUUUUUUGUAAUGUGUGAAAAAGAUGCCAAUUAUUGUUAUACAUUAAGCAGUCAAUAAAGAAAACUUCCAUAGCUA